This is a messenger RNA of Spinacia oleracea (spinach), 953 nucleotides long. RefSeq lists its product as uncharacterized. Lineage: Eukaryota; Viridiplantae; Streptophyta; Magnoliopsida; Caryophyllales; Amaranthaceae. The record is from RefSeq and is a predicted model, not a curated record. Gene Ontology annotation, cellular component: chloroplast stroma. Bases 96 to 809 code for a protein of 237 amino acids. The transcript is spliced from 8 exons.
GAAAAACAAGAUAAAAUCAAUCUAUCCAUCCAGUAACAGAUAACUAGAUAAGCAAACAGCCAUAAAUCAGAAGAAACACAUCCAGAUUCCAGACCAUGGCUGCUCUAAGCUUCGGAGUUGCUCACUUACGCUCAUUCACCACCAAAUCUUUCAAGAUUCCAUCCACCCCCAAAAUUUCAUGUGUUUGGGAUCCAGAAGGUGUAUUCAAAACACCAGCACAAACAGGGCAUUUUGCAAGACUAGAUAUGAAGAAAGGGAUUGAGAAAGAAGCUGAUGCUAAAGAUGAUUAUGAGCGUUAUUUGAAGAAUGAGAAAGAACGUCGAGAAGCUCUUCGUCAGGCUCGGGUUAUUCCGGAUACGGACUCAGAGUUGAUUGAGUAUUUUCUUGAUACUGAGGCACAGGAGAUUGAGUAUGAGAUUGCUAGGUUGAGGCCAAGAUUGAAUGACGGAUUUUUCAAACAAUUACAAUCUGAAUUGGGGCAUCUUCGUUUUGCUAUGGCGAAAACUGAGGAAAUGGAAGACAGGGUGUUUGAGCUCGAGGCAUUGCAAAAGGCAAUUUUAGAAGGAAUUGAAGGAUAUGAUAAAAUGCAGAGUGAACUUGUUAAAGCAAAGGAAAGUCUAACCAAGAUCUUCACAUCCAAGGACGUUAACAAAACUUUAUUGGAUAUGGUUGAGUUAAAUGAGCUGAAUAUGUCUUUAGUCACACUUCUUGAUGAGAACAUAGCUAGUGCAAAUCGCAGUGAUCAGAAGCAAGCUGCGGAGUACAUGGAGAAGCUUCGUGCGUCUGUUCUAAAAUAUGUAACAGUUUAGAUUUUGAGUGAUUUGUAAGAGCAUUUCUUCUUUGAUCAUCUAAUAAUGUAGUGAUUCCAGCUGAGCCUUUUUAUAUGUAAAUUCAAAAUUUUGUGUAAAGAAAUGUUAAUAUUGAUGAUAUGUUUUCGGGAGCAUUCUGAGAUA